AUUUCAGGGAAUUUCAAUGAACGGGCUGUGUAGUACAGGUAACAUUUCUGUCCUACACAAAACCAAAGCUGAACUGAAAGAACGUCUACAGUUUGAUACCAACAGCCUUUUACUACCUGACACAACCUAUACUUCUUAUGUUGGUUUGAUCAAUGAUGUUGGUUUGGGACACAAGGCAAAUGUAUCAGAACUUACAUUUGAAGAAGAACCCCAGGCCCCGCCGGUUAAUGUGUCAGUUGAUAAUAUAAGAAAAACGUCUUUCAAUGUCUCGUGGAGUCUGAUAGGACCAAGGCCGGGCCAAGUCACGUACACGGUGAUGCUAACUGCCGACACUGGAGCAGACUCCAAAACAUAUGAUGUUACCGGUUAUAAGCUUCACAAAACUCUGAUUGCUGAUGGACUAGAAGAGUAUUGGAACUAUACUGUGAAAGUCACAGCAAGAACUAAUGUAGGUGAUGCUAAAACAUCGGAUACCACACAAGAAUACAGGACUCUGCCUUCAGCACCUGGAGCUGUUACUGAGUUUGAAGCAGUUAAGGCUGAGCAGCGCUCCGACAAUUUCCACAGAAUGACAAUCCACUGGAAAGCCCCUUCGUUGUUGGAGCGCAACAGUGUGAUAAAGGAAUAUGUGUUAAAAUACAAUGUUGGAAACAUUACAACUAAUUCUGGGGUUGCUGAAGAAUUGAACACAAAGUCCUUCCCGUCUGAGACUGGCGAUGGGUUUUACAGAGAAGAGUUUAAUGUGAUACCUGAAUCAACGUACCAGUUUGAGGUGUAUGCUGUAAACAUUGAUAGUACAGUUGGGAUGAAGAUGACGAUCAACGAAAUGGCCCCAGCUGGAUUCCCUGUCAGCAUUGAGGAAUCUGACACAACUUUACAGGUUGUUAAAGAAGGCUCGAAAGACCAGACUUUUAUUAGUCUGAAUCUCGUGAGGGAGUUCUUCACUGAGGAAACCAAUGGAAGAGUACAGAGGACCGCCUUACUUGGGUGUAAAAACAGUGCAUGUCCGGAAAACAUUCUUGACUAUGCAGACACUCAAGAGAAGGUUGAUGUUCUGGCCAACUGGCAAAAGGCUGCCCAAAAGGGCCUGUAUAGGAUCACCUCAGCUGACUGGUUAACAAAAAACAAGAGAAGGCGUCGAAGCUCUUACACAGAAGUCCCGUACACUGUGGGCAUAGAAAAUUGUAAUGGCGUCACGGAAGGCACAUACUGUAACGGACCACUUGAGCCCAAAACGGAAUAUUUAUUUGUUGCCGUUGUUUGUACCAGUACGGGAUGUACAGUGAGCAAAAAGUAUGGACCUUUCAUUACAGAGGAGACAGCUCCUCAGCCUGUAGGCAUGAUAGUGGGUAUAGUUGUUGGGGUAAUUACAAUCCUUGCCAUUGCCGUUGUUUUGGUCUUUAUUCUAAGAAGACGUAGAAACAAGACUCCAUACAUAAACGAAGAACACAGUGUCGGAAUCGAGAAUAACACCGACAAGGUUUCAACAACAGAUGACAUUCAUUUAAUCGUCUACGAAAAUGUUAUAUCAGGAAAGCAGGGAGAGCUAAAAGCUGCUGGCCAAAAUUACCAUACCGUAAACGUUUCUGGCUGUUGGUCUGAAAUAGAUUAUAAGCUUUGCUUUGCCCCAACGAUCGAUAACGUCAACCAAUUUUGGACAAUGAUUUUUGAGGAGGAUGUUAACACCAUUGUUAUGUUUGCUGAAAGUAAAGCUCAAAAGAAGGAAUUGAGGUAUUGGCCAUCUGAUUUUAAUGAACGAACAAACUACGGGCAUGUAGAUUUGGAAGCAACAUACUUGAAUACACACGAUGCAUAUACUCAUAUGAAAAUGAACAUCUGCAACGUAAGUAAAGUAGCAUGGGUGUUUCAUUUUUUGUUCAUUAAAUUAUCUUUUACACGUUUAACAUAUACAAGUGACUCGUGAUAAA
Messenger RNA from Mya arenaria, 1928 nucleotides. RefSeq names its product phosphatidylinositol phosphatase PTPRQ-like. The coding region runs from base 17 to 1924 and encodes 635 amino acids. Gene Ontology annotation, biological process: protein dephosphorylation. NCBI's taxonomy places the organism in Eukaryota, Metazoa, Mollusca, Bivalvia, Myida, Myidae. The transcript is spliced from 16 exons. The record is from RefSeq and is a predicted model, not a curated record. Gene Ontology annotation, molecular function: protein tyrosine phosphatase activity; protein binding.